This is a messenger RNA of Didymodactylos carnosus, 488 nucleotides long. NCBI's taxonomy places the organism in Eukaryota, Metazoa, Rotifera, Eurotatoria, Philodinida, Philodinidae. The record is from the annotation of a GenBank genome assembly.
AUGUCUCGCGCUACAAGUUCAUAUUACAUCACAGUAUUGAGAAAAGUGUCCUGGGACCCCCUCACAUUAGAAAUACUGUCCGUACAGCCGCGAAAAGCGGGCGGCUUAUUUCACGGUGACGAUCCCGUGCCCCACACGUGUCCACUAACCAUAACGAUACAUAUACCAUUCGAUAAAGCAUUUCUGGCACUACCAGUUCACAUACACAAAGUAUUGAGAAAAGUGUCCUGGGACCCCGUCACAUUAGAAAUACUGUCUGUGAAGCCGUGAAAAGUGGGCGGCUUAUAUCACGGGCACGACCCUGUGCUCAACACUUAUCCACUAACCACGACCAUACAUAUACGAUUCGACAGAGAAUUUCUCGCGCUACAAGUUCAUAUAUACAAAGUAUCGAAAUAACUGUCCUGGGAGCCCUUCACAUGAGAAAUACUGUCUGUAAAACCGUGAAAAGUGGGUGGCUUAUUUCACGGUGACGACCGUGUGCCCCC